Molecule: messenger RNA, 6732 nt
Organism: Malassezia globosa CBS 7966
Lineage: Eukaryota; Fungi; Basidiomycota; Malasseziomycetes; Malasseziales; Malasseziaceae
Exons: 1
Coding region: 1-6732 (2243 amino acids)
Molecular function (GO): protein binding
Source: RefSeq, a predicted model, not a curated record
AUGCAGGAAGUGGCCACCGAAAUCCAUACACUUCUCCUGCAUAACGGCGGGCGCCGUGCGCCUGUCUAUGAAGGAUUUGGCGAGUGUGGCGGCUUUCUAGCUAUAGGGAGACUUCUUGCUGCUGUGCAGCGGGAAAGUGAUGAAGCGAAUGGCCCAACGAAAGCGCAUGGUUCUCAGUUAUUGUUCCUAGCGUUGUCGAUCCUCACUGACGCCAUUACCCACAGUCGAGACAACCUGCUUUCAUUUGAGCAGAUCCUGGGAUGGGACAGUUUGGUUGUGUCGCUGAAUGAUGCAGUUUCGAUGAGUGAUCGUGUUGUUGCUUUGCUAUUUGGCAUCGGCGUUGGCGAUGUCGCCGAGGGAGUAAAGCAGUUUCGAGGUGUCAGUGAAGCCCUAGCCAGCGGUCAAUGUGGUGCAAGUCAGGAUGUCGACUUUGAUGAUGGUGACCUUGAUGCGUGGCCAAGAUGGAAGACGCGUGCCAUCAUCCAUCCGCAUGCGCUAUAUUGUGCGUUGCGGCUUGCUGACUCCGACACGUCAGCUUCCUCCUACGUUCGACAUACCACGUAUAUCCUGCUCUACGACUUACUUCGCACAAGUAUCCGCAAUGCCGUCGUACUCUCACGCACGGCCGUCCUUUCUCGUGUGCUCGGAGCCUGGAUGAAAAAGCGUCCGGUACCGUGGGAGGAACGCGUUCUGCGUCUCUUGCUGCAAGAUGGCAUUAAGAAUGCCAAAGAUAUCCGUGCCGUGUUCGCACACUUGCUCCAGACACCGUCCCUUGAUGCCAAUUGCGAUCUGCUUGAUCUCUUGUAUGAUAUAGCGUUGGCCGUCCAUCGACCUUCAUCGCUUAUGUUUGAAGCGUUUGAUGAAGCGUCGGCAUCGACCACGGCUGGUGUGCAACUUAGUGCAUUAGACCGGCCAUUUCCUCCGGAUGAUGCACGGUCGACGGGCUUUACACUUGCGCUCACGUUGGAGCUGAUAGAAGUACAGCACGAGAUGCCUGCCGUCCUUGAUAUCCUGCAGUUGGGGCCUGAGGGUGCGUCGCUGCGUAUUUCCAUCGACUUGGGGCUAGAGUCGCUCGUGUACAAGCCAGGAGGGUUGGGUCAAGGCAUGUAUGCGCUUCCACGCACGAAGCUGGCCCUCCGGACUCCUCACCACAUUGUCCUGACGCAUGCAAAAUCGGCACCGAAUGUUGAGUCAACGGUACAUGUGUAUGUGGACGGUCAACGCGCGUGUACGCUGCAGGUACCGUGGCCUGGUGCUUUUCCGCAUCCUGCGUCUGUGUCCCUUGGCGCAAUACCUGUGCGCUCGAGUGGCCGAUCUUACGUGAUGUGGUCGCUGUCGUCGGCGUUUCUGCACGACCGAGUGGUGUCGUCUAGUGUGCCGCGACUCUUACAUGAGCUCAUGCCACUCUAUACAGGCAACCUGCAAGGCCCACUCGCUAGGUUUUUAACCUACUCUGGUAUGGCGCACAUGCAAGCGCGUUUGGAUGCUCUUGCCGAGGCCAGUGACCCAGAGACUUUGAGCCAGGCCUAUGUCGCCUUGCGUACAGCGAUGUACUCAGCGGCUGCCGACAUAUUCCCUCUGUCUGGCUUCUACUUUCACCUGCAGGCGGCUCACACGCUUCGCACAAAGUCUGCCGUUCUUGUCUUGAAUCAGGCCGUUGCGCGCAUCUCUGACGCUGCACGUGUAGCUCAUGGCCACGGCGUGCUCCAGGGCCUGCCAACGGUGCGUCAUCCUCGCGCACUUGAUGAGGCGGUAUGGGGCAUCGGCGGCUGCGCUGUGCUGCUUGCGCUCAUUGAGCGUGCCGACACGAGUCGUGCACUCGUGCAUGUUGUGCGUCUUUUCCUGCGCCUCGUAACGCAUUCGUGGCGUCUCGCUGAAGACGCCGAGCGUUUACAAGCGUAUGGCAUGCUGGGAGCGCUUCUACGGUCCCAGCUGCAUAUGCUGACACCGGACAUUGUGCACCUGCUGGAAGAAGCCAUCAUGCCCGACGGGCGGCUAGCCAACAUUCCGCUGUACCGCACUGUCCUACUUGACACUUCUCUCUGGGCGCAUGCGCCGUAUGAUGUGCAGCUGGCGUACGUGGUGCAUUUUCGCCGUGUGUUGCCACUCGGAAGCCGCCGUUUGCGAGAUGUGCAUCUUGUUCGGCGCAUCAUCCAAUUUGCUCGGGCAGCGCCGUUCGUCCCCGUCGAGCUCUUGACUGACACCGUCAAAACUGCCCUGGAACACUACUUCCGUCCGCGAAACGUCCAGGCGACCAUGCACUUUAUUACAAUGACGCUUGGUCAGACCGCUCCUUCGCCGCAAGCGCUUGGUGCGUCGCGUGCACGAACAGAUGCCGAUUCGCCAUACCCUCCGAUUGUGUGUGCGGCAACGCUGGUGCCUCGGUGUGCAAAGCCAAAUACCCGGACGCUCGUUAUGGCACGUGCAUGGCUCGAUGUGCUUGUACGCAUGCUGUCCGACGAUACAAAGCGUGUGGCGAUGGUCGCUGAGCUCGUGCACGCCAAGUGGCUCAUGAUUCUUGCGCGUCCUGGCCUGGCACGCGAAGACGUGCCGAACGUUCUCGAGCUGAUCGGCAUGCUGCUGAGCGCGUCGCCGUCGCUGGCGCAAACAUGGACGCGGCUCGGCGGUUUCCGUGUGCUGGAACGGACGCUGCCAAUGUACUGGGACGUGCCGUGUGUGAUGCCAUGGAUGUGGACCCUGUUUCUUGGCACACGACUGCCGAAGUCGUCGCUGUUCAGGACGUUUGCUCCUCGAGCAUACGACCAGGAUAUCUGUCAUGCACAGGCACUGCGUGUAAUAGUGCAGUGCCUGACACACGGCCUUAUGGCAUGCCGAUUCGCACCCAAGAAGCGGCGCGCAUCACUUCCCAUGGCACUGGUCGACACGACGAGGCUGGCUGUGCUGGAAGACUCCGUCCGCUUGCUCGUUGCGCACUCUCGAAAUGAGAGUGUGCGUGCUCUGCUGAUGCUCGCUCCGACGCUCGUUUCCCUGCUCCGUGCCACGGCGCCGCGCUUCAUUGACGAGCCGUGCGGUCCCCGCGUUGCCGCUCUUUGCGACAAUAUACUUGACAUGCUAGCAGCACGGAUUGCCGAGCUGACUCUUUCUUCGCACACGCUCACACUCCUGCACAACCUGCACUCGGCCAUGCCAACACCAGAUCCGCUGAUGCAGUCGCGCCUGUGCAUCUCUGUCUACACGCCGCUAUUCGUGCAUUUAGAUCGACUCAUCCGCGAGCGCACCGUACUGCGCCACACGCUCGAGCUUGUCUCAGACUUGCUGGAGAUGGCCUCGAAUGAGUCGCUGCGCUCGCUGCUUUUACAGCUCCGCAUCUUUGAUCUCGCCCAGCUUGUCGUGUAUGCGCCACCGAACCUCGUCUCGUUCAAAACGCGCAUGCAGACAACGUUAGCUCUCGAGCGUAAUGUGCUGCAUGCGUUUGCUGCGCAGGAAGCUUCGACGGCGCUUGCGUUCUGCUAUGAAGCUCGCUCUUUCAUGUUCACGGAUGCUUCCGACCUAGGCUUCAUCCAGUGCGUCGUGUAUCAUGCGUGGCUUGUCCAACGUGCAUCGGCCGACCGGCACGCCUGCUUGUGUCUCACGUUCAUCGGCGCGAAUUGGCCGGACCUUGUUGAGCUUCCGCUCGACCAGGUGCCGGACCCUCUUCCUUUUGCUUCCACGUGGGCGUCUACCUUUGCAUCGCAACAGGCGUUCCUCACCAGCUUGUGCCGGAACCGCGUCAAGGCAUGGACUCCUCACGUCUCGCCGCAGGUCUUGAACAAGCUCCAAGUACACGAACGCAUUGGACAAUGGCAUGCCGCGCUCAGGGAAAACGACGCGUUGCGCGCUGCUCGCAAUGCACAGGAUGUACGCGAAGAUGUCGCUUUCAUUCGGCGCCAAUGGACCGAGUCCCGCGAUCUCCUCCGCCUGCAGUCGUCACCAGAGGCCUCUGGCAACUGGUGCCUUGAUCCCACCGAAGGGCCUGGUCGUGCGCGGAUCAAACUGUGGGCCGUGCCCCAGCAUGUGUCUUGUGUGUCCGUAUCUAUGCCACAUGCACCUGACAUGCAUCUGCAUGUCUCAGAGCAGGAUGCGACGCCCCUCCCGGAACUCGUCGAUAUCAACACGCCCAUGGAGGGCAUGCCAUCUGAUGCACUCACUGCGCCAUUCUCUGGACGCUCUGCACACGCGGCCUCAGCAGCAGUCAUGGCGCCAGCACCCAUUCCGCCUCCAGAGGAGUUCGAGGACAAGGUGCGCUGUAUUCUGCGCACACUCGAGCCAGGCGAAAGUGUCGAGGACCUUCUCAAUACGUCCCGCGUCGUGGGCAUCGAUCUGCAAAGUAGUCUCUUGAUUGUCGGCACGCGGCACAUGUACCUACUCGAUGACUACUUCCAGCGCCCGAAUGGCGAGAUCGUCAAUGUCUGGGAUGCGCCAUCCCACGAACGCGAUGCUUUGAUACUGGCUGCUGGCGUGGGUCAGAUUACACAGAGCAAUGAGCCUGUCCAAAAGUGGCGCUGGGACCGCCUGCGCCUAUGCUUGGAUCGUGCUUGGCUUCACCGUCCGACAGCGCUUGAACUUUUCUCCCACGAUGGCCAGAGCUGUCUCCUCGUCCUCUCCACGCAGGCACAGAUGAAGCGGCUAAAGCACAUUGUACGAACUAAAGUGCCGCACGUCUUUCUGGACAGCGAGGCGCUUGUCGAGGGCAUUCGCGAGCUUCCGUUGGCACCUGCACGCAUCACCGGCGUUGUGCUACGCCGCGCACCUGUCGGUCGCGAGACGCUCGCAUGGCAAGAACGGCGCAUAUCCAACGCGGACUACCUUAUGAUACUCAACACGAUCGCUGGGCGCACGAUGAACGACCUGACGCAGUUCCCGAUCUUCCCAUGGGUACUUGCAGACUACGAUAGUGCGUCACUCGACCUGGAGCGCCCCGAGUGUUAUCGUCAGCUUGACAAACCCAUGGGUGCGCAAACGCCAUCCCGACAUGCCGAGUUCGUCGACCGCUACGAGCAGCUACAGCAGGUGCAGCUAGAGCCAUUCCAUUAUGGCACUCACUACUCGACAGCCACAAGCGUGUGUGGCUUUCUUGUACGAGUCAUGCCUUUCUCACAAAUUCUGCUCAGCCUGAAUGGCGGCUCCUUCGACCUGCCUGACCGCAUCUUCGCCUCAGUUGGCAGCGCAUGGGCCUCGGCAAGCGAGCGCUCUCGCGCAGACGUGCGCGAGCUCAUUCCUGAAUUCUUCUUUCUCCCUGAAAUGUUCGUCAAUAUGCAUGGCUUCAACUUUGGUACCACACAAGCCGGUGUCCCGGUAAACCAUGUGGUCUUGCCGCCAUGGGCUCAGAAUGAUCCAUUUCUCUUUGUCCAAAAGCACCGCGAGGCUCUCGAAUCUGACUAUGUCAGCGAACAUUUGCACGAGUGGAUCGACCUUAUUUUCGGGUACAAGUCACGCGGCCCCGAGGCAGUCGCGGCAACGAAUGUAUUCCAUCCCAUGUCCUACGCAGACAGCGUCGACUUGGAAGGCAUCGACUCACUCCUUGAGCGUCAAGCUGCUGCACAAGUCGUGCACAACUUUGGACAGACUCCCACACAGUUGUUCACGCGCGCACAUCCGCCCCGGCCGCCGCGGCUGGAUCCAGAGCCUUGGCACGCAACGGCAGACCUCCUCUUAUACCCAGCCUUUUUGCUCCAAGGACGAUUCCCCGUUACGCAUGCGCCCGGUCCUGUCAUACAUAUUAGUGGAGAGCCCAACACUCUCAUUGCAUCUACACGCGACCAGAUUGUGCUUGCCGGCACCAAGCUGAGUCUCUCAUUUGGCUAUGUCGACAACUCUGUGCGUUUUAUCGACGAAGAGGGCGAUCUCUUGGCGAUGUUAGAGCACGCAGCCGUAGGACGCAUCUCUUGCAUCGCUGCUCUCAGUGACAUGGUCGUGUUUGGGUCUGACGAUGGCAUGACGCAGCUAUACGCUCUGCAGCUCCCGUCACCACAUCUCGAAAUGCGAGCUUCUUUAUGUGGCCAUACAGGGGCCGUACUCUGUUUAGCUGUCUCCUCGACGUGGGGCAUCGCCGUGACCGGAAGUGCCGACCAAACGGCGAUUGUUUGGGACCUGCAUCGACACAGAUUCGUACGGCAGCUAACUGAACCAGAUCAGCCUGUGAAUCUCGUGGCGAUCGAUCACCAGCGUGGGUGGAUCGCCGCCGCCGCCGGAUUCGAGGUGUGGAUCUGGUCCAUCAAUGGUGUCUUGCUUGUUCACCAAAGUACGCGAAGCGCUACGAACGACCCGCCUUCUAGCAUGGAGUUCGUUGCACGCGAGUUUCACGUGGGCAAGUUGGGCGUGCUUGUCACGGGCCAUAUCGGAACCAUCGUGCUAUGGGACAUCGUAUCAAACCAUGCUCGUGCAUCGCCACCGCGCUGGUGUCUGGAAAAAAGCAUUAUUCACAAAGUACGGGAUGCGCCUGCGAAGAUCACAUGCAUUUAUUCGCCGUGUGCGUCUGUACUCUGUUCGGGCGACGAAAUGGGCCAAGUAUAUACAUGGGCGUUGCCAGGCAGUGCCAUUGUGCCACCUCAUGUCCAGGAGCAAUGCAUUGGGAGGUGCGAACGACGCUUUGGUUUCCUGGAUGUAAAGCGGCUGUGCCAGGGAUGUGCUGGUCUGGUAUGCAACAAGUGCUCUGGAUCAUACGCUGGUGGCCAGUUGCGUCUCUGCAAACCAUGCUCCAUCACGUUAGGAUCGCGUGGUAUGAGUUUAUAG